AUGGAUGUUUUCUGGACGCUCCCGCCGGUCUCUAGAACCAUAACAACUCUAGCUGUCGCCUUGUCGGCUGCGGGCUAUGGAGGCAUCACCAGCCUCUACCACUACAUCUUUGCGAGCGACUAUGUUUUCACCACGAGGAUGUUCCCCCAGCUCUGGCGCAUCUUCACUGCGUUUCUAAUUACGAAACCAAAGUUCGCUAUCCUGCUUGAUCCAUACUUGCUCUACCAGUACGGCAGCUCCAUCGAGCGCGAGUCGAGCCGCUUCUCGCAGCCUGGCGACUUCUUCGUGUACACCCUGUUCGUUGGCAGCGUAAUAGCUGCAACAGCUGGAGGCAUUCUAAACGCAUACACGUUCCUCCCCGCCCUCUCCCUCGCAUACGCGUACACGUUCGCCCAGGACAACCCCACACGCUCUGUAUCCUUCUUCAUCGUCACAUUUGAGUCCAAAUACCUGCCCUUCGCCAUGCUCUUCAUGACGUUUGUUAUCGAUGGUCCGGAGGCAGCUGCUACACAACUUACCGGUCUUGUCGCCGCGCAUUUGUACGACUUCUUGACCAGGAUCUGGCCUACCUUUGGCGGCGGAACAAACUACAUUCGUACACCAGACAUGGUCAAGCGUUGGUUUGCUGCCAGGCCAGGAAGCGUACAGAGUAGAGGGUUCGGCCACGUUGUUGAGGGGCGUGGAAGAGCGGCUGGUGCGCCUGGAAGUAACAUGCCGAGUACGGGCAGGACCACGGGCGCAAGCACGACUUGGGGUGGAAUGGGACCUGGUCGUCGGCUUGGAGAUUAGACGCUACCUGGCUGAAAAUGUUGGGUCGAUGUCUUAGUCAUAAUGAGUUAGAAUCUGGAACGGACAAGUGAGAUUCUUUGCGUAAUAUCAAAUGAUACAUGUGAAUAGGA
Messenger RNA from Pyrenophora tritici-repentis Pt-1C-BFP, 899 nucleotides. RefSeq names its product DER1 domain containing protein. Gene Ontology annotation, biological process: endoplasmic reticulum unfolded protein response. Gene Ontology annotation, molecular function: ubiquitin-specific protease binding; misfolded protein binding. The record is from RefSeq and is a predicted model, not a curated record. Gene Ontology annotation, cellular component: endoplasmic reticulum membrane; Hrd1p ubiquitin ligase ERAD-L complex. Lineage: Eukaryota; Fungi; Ascomycota; Dothideomycetes; Pleosporales; Pleosporaceae.